Molecule: messenger RNA, 1697 nt
Organism: Cuscuta campestris
Lineage: Eukaryota; Viridiplantae; Streptophyta; Magnoliopsida; Solanales; Convolvulaceae
Source: the annotation of a GenBank genome assembly
GGAAAGAAAUCUGGCAGCGCCGUUGAUGAAGAAGAAGAUGAAGAUCAUCGGAGACAAAAUGAAGUUACUCCAGGGUGAUGAAGCACAGGCCAUGGAGGAGGAAGAAGAAGAAGAAAGGCACUCCCAAGAAAUCCCUUUUCUGAGCAACAAAACAUCUUUGCGGGCGCGCAUCAAAGCAUUCAUUGUGGAGUACAAUAACGAUAAUGGAAAUCGAAACAAUUACAAACAGCUCCCCAAAUCCCAGACAAAGUCAGAUGAAGAAGAAGAACCUGCUGAAGUUCUUCCUGGAAACUCAAACAUGGAUGAUAACGACGAAGAAGAAGAAAACCAGAACCUGAUCAAAGAUGACGACUUUGAACAUGAGUUGCUUUUGAUAAAGAUCAUGCAGGACCAUUUAAAUUCCAAUGGAAAAUCAAGAUUAGUAAAGUCUGGAUCUUUUCCUAGCUGCGAUAGCAAGAGAGGGAUGUUUAAACCCCUACAGCUAAGAGACAAAUACAACGAAAUUUGGCAUCACCAGAAACGAAGAAGUUCGGAUCUCUUGGCCAUUGAUGAUGAUGAGGAGGAGAAAUGUCAUAAAAAUGCAGAAAUUGAGGACAAGAAGGAUAGGAGUUGGAGGAAGUUAGCUGCCCACAGAAGAAGCUCUUCGUUAAACGAAUCGCUCGAAAGAUAUUCAAGGCUAUAUGAACAUAGUUCUGGGAAGGAACUGAAAUUGAACCCUUCCAAGAGCUUAAAGGCGGUUCCUUUCACAAGAACGCGUUCUCUAUCGAACGUCGAGUCAAUUUUUCCCCUCCAGAUUGAAACACUUGAUAGUGCUCUGUUUUCGUUUCAUCCCACCGGGAAAGCAGAGGAAAAAGAUGUAUCUAUUGAUGGAAAUCAAGCAGCGAAAUGUGAUGGUUUCUUGAAUGCAAAUACAGUUGAUGAAACUGAUCAUGACAUGGAAGCAGCCUCGGAUGACAUUAUACUUUCGAAUCUGGAUUCUUCGGCACUUGAAUCUUGUUUCCAAGAACAAUUAUCAACAGAGGAAGACUAUGGAAUCUGCAGAGAAGCUAAGAUGACAGAUGAUCCAGACCUUAGUUAUGUGAUGGCCAUUCUGGAGUGCUCGGGCUUCACCCAGAACUUCUUCCAUGGAAAAUGGCACUCAAGAGACCAACCGCUAAGCCCCUCAGCCAUGGAAGAAGCCGAAGCUCGCUGGCAUGGCGAAGAAGACAGAGACGAAGACCUCUGCAACCAGCACCACAAGAUGCUGUUUGAUUUGGCGAAUGAGGUGUGUGUUGAGAUCUAUGACAGAUCAUUCCCAUACUACCCUGCAGCCUUGUCUUCUUGUUGCAAGAUUCGAUCUCUGCCAACGGGAAAACAUAUCAUCCAAGAAAUUUGCUCCAGUGUUAGUUCACGGCUGAGCUUAGAGCCAGAAAUGAAGCAGACACUUGAGUGCGUAGUCGGCCGAGAUCUUGAGAAGAGCUAUGGUUGGAUGAAUCUGCAGCUAGAGAGUGAGUUUGUGGCACUUGAGGUUGAGGACAUGGUUUUUGAUGAUCUUUUGGAUGAAAUUUCACUUGCUCUUUCUUCCUCAAUUGGCUGAUUUUCACACCUUGAUGCAGCCAAAAAUAUAUAGAAUUAUAGAUAUACACACACUUUCUGGACAACACUUGUAGAUGAAUUUAUGAGUUAGGGUGUAUUGUAUAUAAAGAACUGUAGAAUCU